GUCGUCUCGCCAGAUAAAUCUGUCUGAUUCCCCUCUCUCUUCAAAUCCCUAGCAAGCAGACUCUCAAGAGAGAAAAUAUAAAUAUAAAUAUAUAAAAAAAAAAAAGGAGAGAGAAAGCAAGAGAAAGGAGUUACAGAUCUCUGAAAGCAAUACAAAGAUAGAGCUUUAAUCAUGGCAUCGCUCAGCAGAGAACUCGUGUUUCUCAUACUUCAGUUUCUGGAUGAAGAGAAGUUCAAAGAGACUGUUCACGUGUUGGAGCAAGACUCGGGUUUUUUCUUCAAUAUUGGGUAUUUUGAGGAUUUGGUGAAAAUUGGGGAAUGGGAGCAGCUGGAGAAGUAUCUAUCUGGGUUCACAAAAGUUGAUGAUAACAGAUAUUCCAUGAAGAUAUUUUUUGAGAUCAGAAAGCAGAAGUACCUUGAAGCUUUGGACAGACGGGAUCGGGCUAAAGCUGUGGAUAUUUUAGUCAAGGACUUAAAAGUGUUUUCUGCUUUUAAUGAAGAGCUUUUCAAAGAAAUCACGCAGCUAAUGACGUUGGAAAACUUUAGAAAUAAUGAACAGUUAUCUAAGUAUGAAGAUACUAAGUCGGCUCGCGCUAUAAUGGUUGUUGAACUCAAGAAGUUGAUCGAAGCAAACCCUAUUUUCCGUGAUAAACUUCAGUUUCCAGAGUUGAAGAGUUCAAGAUUGCGAAUGCUGAUCAACCAAAGUUUAAAUUGGCAGCAUCAGCUUUGUAAGAACCCCAGGCCAAAUCCCGACAUAAAGACGCUAUUUGUGGACCACAUUUGUGGACAGCUAAAUGGUGCACGGGCCCCGUCUCCAGUUACGAAUACCUUAAUGGGUGUUGUCCCUAAGGCAGCCGGGGGUUUUCCAUCACUCAGUACUCAUAAUGCAUGUUUGCAGCCAUUUCAGCCUGCACCUGCUGCUCUUCCAACAUCUCUUGUUGGAUGGAUGGCUAAUCCAUCUCCAGUGUCUCACCCUACAGCCUCUUCUGGACCCAUAGGUCUGACAGUGACAAAUAAUGCAGAUGCAGCUAUAUUGAAGCGUCCUAGGACUCCUCCUACUAACAAACCUGCUAUGGACUACCAAACGGAAGACACUAGUCACAUGUUGAAGAGAUCAAGACCUUUUGGAAUAUCUGAUGAGGUCAACAAUCUGCCUGUCAACAUUUUGCCCAAUGAUUAUGCCAGCCGCGGUCAGGGUUCCUCUUCUGAUGGCCUGCCCAAAACUGUUGUUAUGUCAUUAAAUCAGGGUUCGCCUGUCAAGAGUAUGGAUUUUCAUCCACUGAAACCAAAUUUACUUAUUGUUGGAACGAACAAGGGUGAUGUCAUGGUAUGGGAAUUGGUUAGCCAGGAAAAGAUUGCUCUGAAAAACUUUAAGGUGCGGGAUCUUGGAGCAUGCUCAAUGGUUCUUCAGGAAUCCUUGGCCAAUGAUUAUACUGCAUCAGUUAACCGAGUGAUCUGGAGUCCUGAUGGAGCUUAUGUUGGAAUUGCAUAUUCUAAGCACAUUGUUCACACGUACCAUGGUGAUGAUCUACAGAAUCACCUGGAGAUUGAGGCUCAUGUCGGGAGCGUUAAUGAUCUUGCUUUCUCAUAUCCAAACAAGCAACUGUGCAUCGUCACUUGUGGCGAUGAUAGGGCCAUCAAGGUGUGGGAUGCAGAUACAGGUGUUAACCAAUAUACGUUCGAAGGUCAUGAAGCGAUUGUUUAUUCUGUAUGUCCACAUUACCAGAAAAAUAUUCAGUUUAUUUUUUCAACGGAUGUAGAUGGAAAAAUAAAAGCAUGGUUGUAUGAUACUCCGGGUUCGAGAGUUGACUAUGAUGCUCCGGGCCAUUCAUCUACUAAAAUGGCGUACAGUGGUGAUGGAAAAAGAUUUAGGUUAUUCUCAUGUGGCACAAAUAAGGAAGGUGAGUCGUACUUGGUGGAAUGGAAUGAAAGUAAAGGUGAAGUUAAGCGUACUUACAUCGGUCUUGGGAAGAGAUCUGCGGAAGUUGUGCAAUUUGAUACAACCAAGAAUCGGUUCCUGGCUGCUGGUGAUGAGUUCACGAUCAAAUUCUGGGAUAUGGACAAUGAUAACCAACUGACGAGCACUGAUGCAGAUGGUGGUCUACCGGCUUCUCCUUGUAUUAGAUUCAACAAGGAUGGAAUACUGCUUGCAGUGUCAACAAACGAUAAUGGUGUUAAAAUUUUAGCUAAUGCAGAUGGGAUAAGGCUCCUACGAAUAGUGGAAAAUCGCACUUUUGAUGCUUCUAGAGCUGCUUCUGCAGCUGUUGUGAAGGCUUCGGCUACAGGCACAUUUGGUUCUGCCAACUCAACUGCUGGACCAACCAUUGGGGAUAAAGCUGGUUCAGGGGCAGCUGUGGUUGGUAUGAACAAUGAUGAUAGAAGUUUCAACAAUGUGAAGCCAAGAAUUGCUGAUGAGUCAGUAGAAAAAUCAAGGUUCUGGAAACUGACAGAAGUCAAUGAACCAUCACAGUGCCGCUCCCUAAGGCUCCCUGAUAAUUUGCAACCUGCAAAGGUUUGCCGAUUGAUUUAUACAAAUUCAGGACUUUGCAUACUGGCAUUAGCUUCUAAUGGAAUGCACAAGCUCUGGAAAUGGCAGAAAAAUGAUCGAAUGAUAAAGGCCACUGCUAGUAUUGUACCACAGUUAUGGCAACAUUCUAGCGGAAUAUUGAUGACUAAUGAUUUGCCCUCCCCAAACCUCCUCGCCGAAGACGUUUCAUGCUUUGCACUUUCGAAAAAUGACUCUUAUGUUAUGUCCGCAUCAGGGGGGAAGAUCUCUCUUUUUAAUAUGCUGACAUUUAAGACAAUGACAACAUUCAUGUCCCCUCCACCAGCAGCAACAUUUCUGGCUUUUCAUCCUCAAGAUAAUAAUAUCAUUGCUAUAGGCAUGGAGGAUUCUUCUAUCCAAAUCUACAACGUUCGGGUUGAUGAGGUCAAGACCAAAUUAAAUGGUCAUCAGAGAAGGAUUACUGGCCUUGCAUUCUCUAACUUUUUAAAUGUACUCGUUUCUUCAGGAGCUGACAACCAGCUUUGUGUUUGGAGCACAGAUGUGUGGGAGAAGCAUACCAGCGGGUUCUUGCAACUUCCAACUGGGCGACCCACAAAUCCUCAUGCAGACACCCGUGUUCAAUUUCACAAUGAUCAGAUCCAUCUGCUUGCAGUUCAUGAAACUCAGAUAGCCUUAUAUGAAGCUCCAAAAUUGGGAUGCCUUAAGCAGUGGUUCCCUCGGGAGGCAAGUGGUCCAAUCUCACAUGCUUCAUAUUCUUGUGAUAGUCAAUCCAUAUAUGUGUGCUUCAAGGAUGGAAGUAUUGGUGCUCUCACUGCCUCAACACUCAGAUUAAGAUGCCGUAUAAGUGCUGCUGCCUAUAUGACUUCUACUCCAAAGACAUAUCCUGUCGUCAUUGCGGCACAUCCUUCUGAUCCCAAUCAGUUUGCACUAGGACUAUCGGAUGGCGGAGUACAUGUACUUGAGCCAUCGGAAGCAGAAGGAAAAUGGGGAACCGCCGGCCCGAUCGAAAACAGUUUCGGGCCAAACGCCACUCCUGGCACAGGUGGUCCAGAACAAGCCCAGAGGUGACGAUUCUGCUAUGGUCCAGCCAUAAUUAUGUAAUUUUUUAGGAGAAGCUGCGAAAUGUAAAUAGUAAAUAAUACUCUAGUUUUAGAAUUCUUGAGGUGCAACCAUUUUUGGGCAGAGACAUGUCUGGAAUUGGCCUUUCCUCCUCCCUGGUAAUUGGAGUUGAAAGAAGUUAGAUUGCGAGUUACGGAAGCUGAUGCAUCAGAAGAAUAAGGUAUAAACUAAAGUAGGAGUAUGGAAAGCAACUUGGGAGGAGAUGGUAGAAUUGAUUUGGCGUGCUGCCUGGUAGUAUAUUCUUUCCUUUUCUUUUUUUUUCUUUUCUUUUCCACUAGGGGAGAAUAAUUAUGACUUUAGCGAUAAGAAUAGAAAAAGUAUGCCAGACAAAAUGUAUAUAUAUAUAUAUAAAGUAUUUGUACUUUGUAAAAAUUUUCAGAUUAAACAAAUCUCUCUACUUUGCGUUU
Messenger RNA from Tripterygium wilfordii, 4031 nucleotides. RefSeq names its product topless-related protein 4-like. The record is from RefSeq and is a predicted model, not a curated record. Gene Ontology annotation, biological process: regulation of DNA-templated transcription. Lineage: Eukaryota; Viridiplantae; Streptophyta; Magnoliopsida; Celastrales; Celastraceae. The coding region runs from base 172 to 3573 and encodes 1133 amino acids. The transcript is spliced from 26 exons. Gene Ontology annotation, molecular function: protein binding.